GAUAUUUCAACAAGGAAAAUCAUGUUUGGAUACUACUCACCCGUACGUCCAAGGUCAGCAGCACACUCGCCAGUCUACGCAUCUGCAAUACACGAGUCGCCCCAAUCAACGUCCUCGCACCGAUUUUCGGUCACAGCAAGAGACUUCGCACCUCCUCCUCCACCCAGCAACACAAGCAAGGAGCAGCAACCGCAGCAACAACAGAAAACAACGCAAACAGCCAAAGAGAACAGAAAGAAGCUCUCAGACGAUGACUUCAAUUUCCUCUCAGACAGCUCAUCUCCCAUGUCCGCCAACCCACCACCUCCAAGGCAGACAAGUCUAACCCCCGAUACCCAUCUCAACCUUCCCCCUCCGAGCGUCCAUGACCCCUAUGUCUCCUCUUUCAUAAAACCGACAGGGACAGUCGACCACCGUCGUCCAUCAUUACAUCGUUCCUCUUCAGCGCCCGGGGAACAUCAGUCACAUCCCCUCUUGCCCUCUGCGCUACCUCCGGGACGAGAGGGCGAUGGGGGUCCCAAGGAUGUCCACCAACAGCCUAUUUUUGAAGUAUUUAAUGCAGAGCUUUCUGCAGAAGGAAGUGAAAUGAGCAGAAAGCUGCGUCAUCUGCUGGAGACCGUGCUCAAGGGUCAAGAGCAAGUUGGGAAGAUGCAUUUCAAUCUAGAAGGGUUGGGAGAGGAUGAUGGUUUAGAACAAGAGGAAAAGGGUGGAAUUGAAGAGGAUGACAAGAAGAAGGAUUAUAAAGGGAUAGAGGAUAGGUUACAGAGGCGAGAAAAAGGUGUGGAUGAGAUUAUGGAAAAGCUGGAUGAACUGUCAGAAACACUGAGGACAUAUCAUGAUCUGGGCACACCCAAACUAUCCUUCAAUCAUACCCAUACAUCUCCUCAGUCUAACCGAACAAAGCAUCGCAAUACUGUUUCUGUUCCUCCUGUUAACGCCGACAACCCAUCACAUGAACACCCCACAUCUCCUGUCUCACCUACAUCGGCGACAUCUCCGACAUCGCUUCGCUCUCCAUCUCAUCCGAGCAUUAUCCGUGCCCAAUCUUCAAUUGACCGUGCGCCAACUGUUCGAGUGCAUCGACCACAGUCUCCUUUACGACAGACGUUUAGUCCCGAGACAGCCUCCUCUGGUGAAGGAGAGCAGAAGUCGCAUCCGUGGGGUACAAGGCCGGAUAGCGCCGUUAGUAAUCUCUCGCCUCUGCGGUUGGAGAAUGAGCAUAGUUUGGACAGUCCGUUGAGCGCUUCUCCUCCACAGAGUCAACCCAAACCAAAGAGUUUUUGGGACGCUGAACACGAGCGGGAAAGGGAAAAGGGACACAAACAACAGUGGCUUGAGAAUGUGGGCCAGGUAAUCGACAGUCCUUUCCAAAUGGAAGAUAAAACAAGGCCUUUUUAGUGACUUGAGAUGUCGUUAUAGAACUUCAAGUUGUAUGACUUUGUUCCUGUUGCGGCUUCCAAAUGAUUUUUCUUUGCUUCUUUCCAUCAGAGGGAAGUCUACUCGCAGUACGCUCCAUACUUCUAAUGUAAAAUAGGUGGCCAGUUCAGUACUUCCGUCAUCCUUUGUGCUGAAAAUUCAGUUAUGGGGCUCUUGUGGGGCGGCAUAUAACGUUGAGUCCAUACUCGUUCCUCGUCAGUAAACACAUCCGCCAAGCGCAAGAACAUCCCAGCAUUUAGCCUCAACAACAUUGGGGACACCUAGUAGCCACGUGUCCACUGUACAAUCGACCGUCGCCGACGUCACCCAAAAUGCAAAACGUUUAUUCGCGGAAGCUUCAAAAUUGGCCGAUAAGACUCUUACCAGCGUCGAAAAGCAAAAUGGUAUGAUGAGCUCAUACACCUCUCGAGGCAGGACGCACAACCGCAAUGACAUCCUGCAAACCUUGCAUCCAAUUCCGGCGACAGAUCGUCUAAUCCUUGGUAGCCGCAUCAUUUUUGAGGAAACGUCUGCUCUCGCAUCCUAUACGUCCACUUACGGUUCUCGCCAUCUUACUGUCCAAGAGCAUAAAUCUCUUCUAUCUCAGUCUCCCCGUUACCUCACAGGUGAUCUCAGCAGAACCGUGAGCCUACGUCGAGAUAUUGAACGUGGGGUGCGCUUAGGCGCCAAAGACGGUCAACAUCUUAGUGACAAAGACUGGGGUAUGGUCGUAGCGCCCAAUCUUUAUAAUGACCUCAUCGAUGUGAUUCUGCAGUCUAGACGUUAUCGACCAGAUGCUUGGGGAUCUUGCUUGGGUAAGCUGAUGAGACAAGAGUCAAGAAGAAAUUCUAAUACAAGCUGGACAUAAGACUAGAAAGAAUAGUUUUAAUGGAUGGACUGAUUUGAAGAGCGGCGUCUCUAAAAAGCUAAGCAAUUGUUCCCGAAAUUUUGGGAGUUCCAGAAGCGACGAAACGUCAAAGAUGUCUACGGAGAAGGAAGGUUUGACGCCGCCACCUACUGUAACUUUGUCCCUGGCAGACUUAAUCAUGCCUCAGAAGGAGAGCGACGUCUGGAUGGAGGGCGCCCCGCGACCAUCUCCCACUGCCAGCUUGUCUGUAAAAACUUGUACAAGACACCUUAUCUCAAACGUCCCAAAUCAAGGUGCCCACCAUCAACAUCCCUCACGUUUAUCCUAUCAACGAGUGUCACCGCCCUUGCAUUGAAGCGUUCGAAUAUCUCGGUAGCUUGAUCGAAACUUUUCCGCUUGCCUCCUCGGCACUCCGCCAUCAAAAUCGUCCAAACCUCCACAGCUACAGAAGAUGUGAUCCGAAAACUAGAACUGAUCUCUCAAUUCUUAUCUAACCGCCUUGAGCUCCCCCGGCAAACUUUGCCCAACAUCAAGCCUCACUCAACUUUCAUGGUCCGUCAGCUGAUGGUGAGACUGCAAAAUCACUUGAUGGUUAGAUGAGUAUAGCCGAAUGGGACCAUAUGGUUUCUGAGAUGCCCGAUGGGAAGCAUAGGAGGGGUGUUUGGGAGUACUCAGAGUGGGAGGAAAGAGGCCAAGCCCAUCAGUGUGUUCCAUGGGCCAAUUGGGAUGGACCCGGAAAAGAAUAUGACGUCCCCGAAGUCCUCGAAAUUCAGUCCAUUGAGAGCAGUGCUAGUGGGCCUGGGAUUUUGGCUCAGUUUGGAGAAGAAACAACCGCUUGGAGUGAAGAUGCCGCUACGCCACCUAGUUGGAUGGAUGCAAUGAUGGCCUAACCACAAGGAGUCCGUGGGCAGACUAGCUGCCAGAAUUAUGAGAGAAAAAAAAUCCAUAAAUAUGCUACAUACAAUCACAAAAUAUACUCCAAAGAUGAAGCAACC
Messenger RNA from Cryptococcus deneoformans JEC21, 3279 nucleotides. RefSeq lists its product as hypothetical. The transcript is spliced from 4 exons. The record is from RefSeq and is a predicted model, not a curated record. Bases 22 to 1398 code for a protein of 458 amino acids. Lineage: Eukaryota; Fungi; Basidiomycota; Tremellomycetes; Tremellales; Cryptococcaceae.